ACCACGACCACCGCCCGACGAUGAAAAUCGCAUCGUACCUGUACCGCCGCAAGUCAGCACUGCUCAAGGGCCUCGUGCUCGGCUGCACCGUCUGGCUGACGGUAACCGUGCUGCUCUUCAUGGAAGACAGGCGCAUCUCGCCCGCGUUCAACGACCAAUCCGCGGCCGGCUCGUACCAGCAACAGCAACCGAUCGCGGCCGCGCAGCGGCGUCUGUCCGACGACGUGGACGCCGACAACACGUUGCUGGACGACGAGUUCCCGCUGGAGGGCGGCGUKGAACAGCAACCGGCCGCUCCGGUGAUCGUCCAGCAACAGUCCGGCGCCGCUGGGCUCCAAAACGGCCAAGGGGUUCUGCCGCAGCCCAACAAGGGGGGAGACGAUGACGGGGAACGCGGCCGGAAAGUGUACGGCGAGAUGGGCAAACCGGUCGUGCUGCCCGCCAACCUKACGGCCGACGUCAAGAAGCUCGUCGACGAGGGCUGGAAGAACAACGCGUUCAACCAGUACGCUAGUGAUCUCAUAUCGCUGCACAGAUCGUUGCCCGAUCCAAGRGACGAAUGGUGCAAAAAACCAGGCAGGUAUUUGGACAACUUACCCCAGACAUCUGUGAUCGUGUGUUUUCACAACGAAGCAUGGUCAGUUUUGCUACGAACCGUACAUUCCAUACUGGAUAGAUCGCCGGAGCAUCUUAUUCGGGAAAUCAUUCUAGUCGACGACUUUUCUGAUAUGCCUCAUCUCAAAACUCAGCUUGAAGAGUACUCGGAAAACUAUCCAAAAAUUAAAAUCGUCCGCGCCAAAAAAAGAGAAGGACUUAUACGAGCCAGGCUGAUGGGUGCGAGGUACGCAUCCGCACCCGUUCUCACAUAUCUCGACUCGCAUUGCGAGUGUACCGAAGGAUGGCUUGAGCCAUUGUUGGAUCGGAUUGCUCGAGAAGCGUCGACCGUCGUGUGUCCGGUAAUCGACGUAAUCGAUGACUCUACGCUGGAGUUUCAUUACAGAGACGCUGGUGGCGUGAACGUCGGAGGAUUCGAUUGGAACUUGCAG
Messenger RNA from Diuraphis noxia (Russian wheat aphid), 1046 nucleotides. It is a transcript of the gene Pgant9, whose product is annotated as polypeptide N-acetylgalactosaminyltransferase 9. Gene Ontology annotation, cellular component: Golgi apparatus. Gene Ontology annotation, biological process: protein O-linked glycosylation. Lineage: Eukaryota; Metazoa; Arthropoda; Insecta; Hemiptera; Aphididae. The record is from RefSeq and is a predicted model, not a curated record. Gene Ontology annotation, molecular function: polypeptide N-acetylgalactosaminyltransferase activity.